This is a messenger RNA of Panicum virgatum (switchgrass), 2950 nucleotides long. RefSeq names its product receptor-like serine/threonine-protein kinase SD1-8. Gene Ontology annotation, molecular function: protein serine/threonine kinase activity; ATP binding. Gene Ontology annotation, biological process: protein phosphorylation; recognition of pollen. The record is from RefSeq and is a predicted model, not a curated record. Lineage: Eukaryota; Viridiplantae; Streptophyta; Magnoliopsida; Poales; Poaceae. The transcript has 7 exons. The coding region runs from base 280 to 2763 and encodes 827 amino acids.
AUGCCCUAUGCUUGACAAAGCAAGAAAGGGCUAAUGGAUGUGACCUCACUUGACAUAGCAGUUGGCAGUCACGUAUCGCCCAUGAGCAGCCUAGCUUCUUUGCCCAUCUUAUAACUUACUCGCAGAUGGUCACCGCGUGUGGGCGAUCAGGAAUUCAGGAUGCCAUUUUCUCUUGCACAAGCACAACCAAUGGAAAGUAGCACUGUCCAGUGAGAGUGAGAGUGAGACCGGGAGCCUUCUUAUGCAAGGGCGAGCAUCUGGCAACUGGCAUCAUCUGUUAUGGAGGCACCAACAAUCAACAGAUUUCCCAACCAGCAUCUUGCCAUGAUUUUCCCCGUGCUCUUGAUUUUUCUCAGAGCCUCGGCCGCUGCCGUCGCAUCUGACACGCUCAACACCGGCGGCAACAUCACCGACGGCGAGACGCUGGUCUCGGCCGCCGGCUCCUUCACGCUGGGCUUCUUCUCCCCGACCGGCGUGCCAGCCAAGAGAUACCUCGGCAUCUGGUUCACCGCGUCCCCGGACGCUGUCUGCUGGGUGGCCAACCGUGACACCCCGCUCAGCAACACCACCUCCGGCGUACUGGAGAUCGCCGCCAUGGGGAUCCUUCGCCUUCUCGACGGAGGCUCUGGCCAGACCACGUGGUCUUCGAAUACAACGCGAUCCGCUCCUGCCGUGGCGCAGCUGCUCGACACCGGCAACCUGGUCGUGCGCGAGCAGAGCGGCGGCGGCGACGUGCUGUGGCAGUCGUUCGAUCACCCGUCCAACACCUUGCUCGCCGGCAUGAGGCUCGGCAUGGACCCGCAGACAGGCGCCGAGUGGUCGCUCACGUCGUGGCGCGCGCCGAACGACCCGGCGCCGGGCGACUGCCGCCGGGCGUUGGACACCAGGGGCCUCCCGGACUGCGUGUCGUGGCAGGGCGGCGUCAAGAAGUACCGGACGGGGCCCUGGAACGGCCUGUGGUUCAGCGGCGUCCCGGAGAUGGCGUCCUACUCGGAGCUCUUCUCCAACGAGGUGGUCGUCCGCGCCGACGAGGUCGCCUACAUCUUCAACGCCACGGCCGGCGCGCCCUUCUCCCGGCUCGUGCUGAGCGAGGUCGGCGUGCUGCAGCGGCUGGCAUGGGACCCGGCCAGCCGCGUGUGGAACAUCUUCGCGCAGGCGCCGAGGGACGUCUGCGACGACUACGCCAUGUGCGGCGCCUUCGGCCUGUGCAACGUGAACACGGCGUCCACGCUGUUCUGCAGCUGCAUCGCGGGGUUCGGCCCCGUGAACCCUUCGCAGUGGUCCAUGAGGGAGUCCGGAGGCGGGUGCCGGAGGAACGUGCCGCUCGAGUGCGGCAACGGGACGACGACGGACGGGUUCAUGGUGGUGCGGGGAGUGAAGCUGCCGGACACGGACAACACGACGGUGGACAGGAGCGCGACGCUGGAUCAGUGCAGAGCUAGGUGCUUCGCCAACUGCUCGUGCGUGGCCUACGCUGCCGCCGACAUCCGGGGAGGAGGCGCUGGCAGUGGCUGCGUCAUGUGGAUGAAUUACCUCGUUGACGUCCGGUACGUAGACAAGGGGCAGGAUCUAUACGUGAGGUUGGCAAAAUCUGAAUUUGCUAAAGAGAAGAGGAUGGAUGUUGCAAGAAUCGUGCUUCCCAUUCUGGCGUCUGUGCUUGCACUUACGGCAGCAUGCCUGUACCUUGUUUGGAUAUGCAGACUUAGAGGCCAACGUCGAAACAACAAUGCUCAGAAGAAAGAGAUUCUAGGUGAUGAAAACCUAGAGCUUCCAUUUGUAAGCUUUGGGGAUAUUGUUACCGCAACAAAUAAUUUUUCUGAAGCCAAUAUGCUUGGACAAGGUGGCUUUGGGAAGGUUUAUAAGGGCAUGCUGGACGAGAGCAAAGAAGUUGCAAUAAAAAGGCUUUGUCAGAGUUCUGGACAAGGCGUAGAGGAAUUCACAAACGAAGUUGUUCUGAUCGCUAAGUUGCAGCAUAGAAACCUCGUCAGACUUCUUGGUUGCUGUAUUCAUGGAGAUGAGAAACUGCUGAUUUACGAAUAUUUACCAAACAAAAGCUUGGAUUCCUUCAUUUUUGAUUCUGCAAGUAAAAAAGUGCUUGAUUGGACAACAAGGUUCAAGAUAAUCAAAGGAAUAUCAAGGGGACUCCUUUACCUCCACCAGGAUUCAAGAUUGACGAUAAUUCACAGAGAUCUCAAGCCAAGCAACAUACUGUUGGAUGCAGAUAUGAGCCCUAAGAUAUCAGAUUUCGGUAUGGCAAGAAUCUUUGGAGGAAACCAGCAUGAAGCAAACACUAAUCGAGUUGUUGGGACAUAUGGUUACAUGUCUCCUGAGUAUGCAAUGGAUGGCGCCUUUUCUGUCAAGUCUGAUACCUACAGCUUUGGUGUCAUACUUUUGGAGAUUAUAAGUGGUUUGAAGAUUAGUUUAACUCACAUUACGGACUUCCCAAAUCUAUUAGCUUAUGCUUGGAGUUUGUGGAAAGAAGGAAAGGCCAUGAGUCUGGUGGACUCAUCCCUUCUUGGGAGUUGUUCACCAAAUGAAGCUUUGAGGUGCAUCCACAUAGGACUCUUGUGUGUGCAAGACAAUCCAAAUAGUAGGCCGCUCAUGUCGUCGGUGGUGUUCAUGCUAGAGAAUGAAGCUAUAGCACUUUCGGUCCCAAAACAGCCUGUUUACUUCUCGCAGAGGUAUUCUGAAGCCCAGGAAACAGGAGAAAACACUACUAGCUCUAUGAAUAAUAUGGACCUGACAGUGUUAGAGGGACGCUAGAUGGUUAGGUUAUGCAAUGUUUGUAUGUGUAAAUAAUUUAUUUCUUAGCAGAUUUCUUGCAUGCCUUAUUGAGUGCAACUAUAUGUAUUAGAAUACGUCUGAAUAAAAACAGGUAUUAGAAUACAUUAUGUUCUCAAAUAUUGUGCAGUAUUUGACAAUUAUAAUCUGAAUCCAAGAUGUUUUUUUU